This is a messenger RNA of Williopsis jadinii, 624 nucleotides long. Its product is annotated as dullard-like phosphatase domain-containing protein. The transcript has a single exon. The coding region runs from base 1 to 624 and encodes 207 amino acids. Gene Ontology annotation, cellular component: plasma membrane. The record is from RefSeq and is a predicted model, not a curated record. Gene Ontology annotation, molecular function: phosphoprotein phosphatase activity. NCBI's taxonomy places the organism in Eukaryota, Fungi, Ascomycota, Saccharomycetes, Phaffomycetales, Wickerhamomycetaceae.
AUGGAGUACGCGCAAGAUGACUUCUUUGACCUGACAAAGCUACAGCCUGGCCAAACCCACGCGCCAAACGGCUGGCUAUUGGAUAGCCAGCCCGAUGCGCUAAAAGGCCGUAAGUGCUUGAUCCUCGACUUGGACGAGACGUUGGUGCAUUCGUCGUUCAAGUACAUGAGACAGGCGGACUUUGUCAUCCCGGUGGACAUUGAUAACCAGAUCCACAACGUGUAUGUGAUCAAGAGACCUGGGGUUGACGAGUUCAUGAAAAGAGUUGGUGAAUUGUACGAGGUUGUGGUGUUCACAGCAUCUGUGUCACGGUACGGCGACCCGUUGUUAGAUGCGUUGGACGUUCACCAGUCAGUGCACCACCGAUUAUUCAGAGACUCGUGCUAUAACUACCAGGGGAACUAUAUCAAGAACCUAUCGCAGAUUGGCCGUCCCUUGAAGGACACCAUCAUCUUGGACAACUCCCCGGCCUCUUAUAUCUUUCACCCACAACAUGCGAUCCCCAUUUCGAGCUGGUUCUCAGAUGCUCAUGAUAAUGAGUUGUUGGAUAUAAUUCCCUUCUUGGAAGAUUUGUCAAAGGAUAACGUUGAGGAUGUUGGCAUUGUCUUAGACAUCAACAUGUGA